Tachyglossus aculeatus (Australian echidna) is the source of this 3300-nucleotide messenger RNA. RefSeq names its product glycerophosphocholine phosphodiesterase 1 (gene GPCPD1). The record is from RefSeq and is a predicted model, not a curated record. NCBI's taxonomy places the organism in Eukaryota, Metazoa, Chordata, Mammalia, Monotremata, Tachyglossidae. The transcript is spliced from 20 exons. The coding region runs from base 141 to 2171 and encodes 676 amino acids. Gene Ontology annotation, biological process: glycerophospholipid catabolic process. Gene Ontology annotation, molecular function: glycerophosphocholine phosphodiesterase activity; starch binding.
GGCGUCGUCGUCGUCGUCGUCGUCAGUCGGCGGCGUCCGCGCGAGGGGACCGGCGGCACCGGGCCGGGCUCCCCGAAGGAGCCGUUAGGGACCCCCGACCCCCCCCGGACCGCAGUUGAACUUUCUAAAACUCUGCCAAGAUGACACCUUCUCAAGUAACCUUUGAAUUAAGAGGAGCUCCAUUACCAGGAGAAGUUUUUGCAAUAUGUGGAAACUGUGACUCUUUGGGAAAUUGGAAUCCUCAAAAUGCCGUGGUCCUUCGUCCAGAUGAGGAGACAAAUGAUUGUGUUCUUUGGAAAAUAACCAUUGCACUUAAUAGAGGAGAACCGGUUCAUUAUCGUUACUUUAAAGGGUCCUUUCUAGAACCAAAGACUCUCGGUGGUCCAUGUCAAGUCAUAGUUCACAAGUGGGAGACUCAUCUACAACCACGAUCAAUAACCCCUUUAGAGAAUGAAAGCAUUAUUGAUGAUGGACAAUUUGGAGUUCACAACGGUGUUGAAACUCUGGAUUCCGGAUGGCUGACGUGUCAGACUGAAAUAAGAUUACGUCUACAUUAUUCUGAAAAACCGCCUGUCUCGAUAACCAAGAAAAAAUUUAAAAAAUCUAGGUUUAGGGUGAAGCUCACGCUAGAAGGUCUGGAGGAAGAUGAGGAUGAUCUAGAGAAACCAUCUCUCACUGUUCUUCAGAAGAUGUCAAAUACUCUAGAGAUAUCUCUUGUAAGCGAUAAUGAGUUUAAGUCACGGCAUUCUCAACCAGAAUGUGGUUAUGGACUACAGCCAGAUCGGUGGACCGAAUAUAGUAUACAGACUAUGGAGCCAGAUAACUUGGAAUUAAUCUUUGACUUUUUUGAGGAAGAUCUGAGUGAACCAGUAGUGCAAGGAGAUGCUCUUCCAGGCCAUGUGGGGGCCGCAUGCCUCUUAUCAUCUACUAUUGCAGAAAGUGGGAAAAGUGGUGGAAUCCUCACACUUCCGAUCAUGAGCAGAAAUUCAAGAAAAACCAUUGGCAAAGUUAGAGUUGACUUUAUAAUUAUUAAGCCAUUACCAGGAUACAAUUGUGAUAUGAAAUCUUCAUUUUCAAAAUACUGGAAACCAAGGAUACCUUUAGAUGUUGGUCAUCGGGGUGCAGGAAAUUCUACAACAACUGCCCAACUUGCUAAAGUUCAAGAAAACACAAUUGCUUCUUUAAGAAAUGCUGCUAGUCAUGGUGCAGCAUUUGUAGAAUUUGAUGUUCAUCUUUCCAAGGAUUUUGUGCCUGUUGUGUAUCAUGAUCUCACUUGUUGUAUGGCUAUGAAAAAGAAAUUUGAUGCUGACCCAGUAGAAUUGUUUGAGAUUCCAGUGAAAGAAUUAACUUUUGAUCAACUCCAGUUGCUAAAGCUGGCUCAUGUGACUGCACUUAAGUCAAAAGAUCACAAAGGUACUUUUGUAGAAGAAGAAAACUUCUUUUCUGAGAAUCAGCCAUUUCCUUCUCUACAGAUGGUUUUGGAGUCUCUACCAGAAGAUGUUGGGUUUAAUAUUGAAAUAAAAUGGACUUGCCAACAGAGAGAUGGAAUUUGGGAUGGCAACUUGUCCACAUAUUUUGACAUGAAUUUGUUCUUGGAUAUCAUUCUAAAGACUGUUUUGGAAAAGGCUGGAAAGAGGAGAAUUGUAUUUUCUUCAUUUGAUGCGGACAUUUGUACAAUGGUACGGCAAAAGCAGAACAAGUACCCCAUAUUAUUUUUGACUCAAGGGAAAUCUGACGCUUAUCCAGAGCUCAUGGACCUCCGAUCACGGACAACUCACAUUGCAAUGAGUUUUGCCCAGUUUGAAAAUUUGUUGGGAAUAAAUGCGCACACCGAAGACCUGCUCAGGAAUCCAUCAUAUAUUCAGGAGGCAAAAUCUAAAGGUUUAGUAAUCUUUUGUUGGGGUGAUGAUACAAAUGAUCCUGAAAACCGAAGAAAGCUAAAGGAAUUUGGAAUUGAUGGCCUCGUCUAUGACAGGAUAUACGACUGGAUGCCCGAACAACCAAAUGUAUUCCAGGUGGAGCAGCUGGAACGCCUGAAGAAGGAGUUACCGGAGCUAAAAAGUUGUUUAUGUCCCACUGUUAGCCACUUUGUUUCAUCAUCAUCAUCUUUGUGCAUGUGUCCUGAAAUCCAUUUGGAUGCUAAUGGCAUAGAUAAUCUACAGAAUUCCUAGAGCCCAAUUUUGGCACGUGCGCCUGUUGUGAAUAAUUUACCUUUCAUCAUCGAACAGUGCUUACCUAUGCCUUUGGUUUUCUCAGUCCAAUGAAGCAAUAAUUAAGCGUUUUACAAUUCCACUACAGUUCUUACUAGAAUUAAGUCAUAUUAUUUAAGUCAUUUGGCCAGGUAUAAUUACUAUCCAAUCUGCAUGUAAAACAUAGAAAUUGUAGGUUUAACCUCAAAAACAAGUAAGUUAAAAUGCAUUCUAAAGAGAAUUUUAAUUGCAAGUAUAGCACUUGGUAAUAUGUAAAGAUGACUGUAUUCUCUCCUGUCUUUAUCAGAUCUCUCUUCUUUAUCAGAUAAGCUUUUCAUUUACUGUCCCUUAAACUGGUCUGAAAUCAUUAGCAGCAGAUCUUGAGAAUGGCUAUUUUAAAUUUCUCUACUCAUGAUUAUACCUGGCCAUGAAAAAAUUAGUACCUCAAAUGCAUGCAUUUGCACUGGUGGUUCCAACUGUACAAACCUUUGACUGUACAAACCUUUGUGCCAUCUUAAAGUAUAUGUGUACAUAUGUUUUUGGAGACUGCCCUGUACAUAAAAGUCCAUUUAAUUAUGAAUCUUGAAGCUGCUGCCACUAUUCCACCUCUGCCAGCCAAACGAAUGCAGUAGUGCUAGGUCUUUAUAAGCAGUCGAAAGCAAAAAGUGAAAACAUGAUUCAUACCUCUUUUUCCGUAGUUGUUCUACAUGAAUUUGCUAAACUUCAAAAUGCUGCAGGUAAUUUAGUGGCUUAAUAUGAACAGGAUGCAUUGCAGAUUCAUUUCUGCUGAUUUUAAUAUUGCACAAUAACUUUAGUGGAACAUUACCUAAUGUACAAAUUCUACAGAAUGCAUGCUUCGGGUAUUAAGCAUGAAAUUAUACAUGUUUACGGUUAAGUCCUUUCAUCCUUUGGUGCUAGGUGAGUUUGAGAAGGUGGCAAGGACUUAAAAAAAAAAUUGUUGCCUAAAAAUAGCCUGUCAUAGGCAUUUUAAAUAUGCUUACCAUCUCUAGUGUGUCCUACUACCUAUUAUAUAGCUUUGGUUCUUUUUGUGUGUUAUGCAGGAGUCCAAUCUCCAACCAAAAAAAAAAAAAAUAAAGUCCUGAAUACUCAA